AUGAUUGACGAAUUCCUUAAACCACUUAACCAAGAGAGGACUAUAAAUGAUUGUCAAGACUCUCCAACUAGCAGCGAACUUUGCUUUUAAUAAUUACUCAAUUACGAUCUUCUGAAUAUUGGAUCAGAGAGACUUCACUACUUUCCUGUAGACUUUUAAAUUCCUGCUGUUUAAAUCGAUACUGAAUCAGAAGACCACGGAUUUACGCUAAAUGUGCCGGAAAUAAAAUCAGAAAUUGAUUUUGAUCACUAUAACGCACUGUAUUAAGAUUUAUAUCCGGUUGAAGAAGAAAAAUAAUUAAACAGUAACAAAGACGACGAGCAGCUGACUAAUAUUAUAAUAUCAUCAUCAUCAAAGAAUAAGAUCCUAGAGUAAUCAGUCAUUAUUACAAAAGAACAAUAAGAUUAGGGUGAAUUCACUGAAAGUAAUGCGGAUAUAGCAAUGUAAGAGUAGAAGCAAGUAAGAUUCGGCAGGAGACACGAUGAAUAGAUUUCGAAAAUUGACACAAAAAAUAUGUGCCGAUCAAUCAAGAAAAAAUACUAACCUAAAUUGCAAUUGAUCACUUAACAAAGGACCAAUAAAUUCGAAUAAGGAAUUUAUCUGGCAAAUGUUAACCGCAAAGACGUAGUGCUAAAAACUCUAGUUAGAGAGAUAAGAAAAGUCUAUCUAAAGUAGUUCUAAGAAUAAAGUAGAUACUUGAGCGUGGCUCGGUACAGACAUUAAAAAUAUUAUCUAUUCGCAAUUAAAAAUUUCACAGAGAAGCUAUUUUUUAACACGGAAAGAAUUCAAAACAAGCCUCUGAAUGACGCAGAAAGCUUUGAACCUGAUUUUAGCGAUGAAAUUGUAUUUUUCUUUGGGUCAGUGUUCUAUCCGAAGAAAAUGGUUUAAGUAAUAGAGGAUGAGAAAUCGCAAAAACUUGUUAAAACACUGAAUUCUUCAUUCUUCAGCACUAUAUAGAAAAUCAUGCAUAAAACUCAUUAUAAACCAAUAAAACAAUGGUAAAUUCACAGGAAGAUUUCUAAGAAGGAAUGA
Messenger RNA from Stylonychia lemnae, 1032 nucleotides. NCBI's taxonomy places the organism in Eukaryota, Ciliophora, Spirotrichea, Sporadotrichida, Oxytrichidae. The record is from the annotation of a GenBank genome assembly.